AUGGGUUAUAGGAAAGCGGGUCAGGGAAAAUCUAGUGAUGAGGAGAAAGCGGGUUAUAGGAAAGAGGAUCAGGGGAAAUCCAGUGAUGAGGAGAAAGCGGGUUAUAGGAAAGAGGGCCAGGAGAAAUCCAGUGAUGAGAAAGUGGGUUAUAGGAAAGAGGGUCAGGGGAAAUCCAGUAAUGAGGAGAAAGCGGGUUAUAGGAAAAAGGAUCAGGGCAAAUCCAGUGAUGAGGAGAAAGCGGAGGAUCAGGGGAAAUCCAGUAAUGAGGAGAAAGCGAGUUAUAGGAAAGAGGAUCAGGGGAAAUCCAGUGAUGAGGAGAAAGCGAGUUAUAGGAAAGAGGGUCAGGGGAAAUCCAGUGAUGAGAAAGUGGGUUAUAGGAAAGCGGGUCAGGGGAAAUCUAGUGAUGAGGAGAAAACGGGUUAUAGGAAAGAGGAUCAGGGGAAAUCCAGUGAUGAGGAGAAAGCGGGUUAUAGGAAAGAGGGCCAGGAGAAAUCCAGUGAUGAGAAAGUGGGUUAUAGGAAAGAGGGUCAGGGGAAAUCCAGUGAUGAGGAGAAAGCGGGUUAUAGGAAAGAGGAUCAGGGGAAAUCCAGUGAUGAGGAGAAAGCGGGUUAUAGGAAAGCGGGUCAGGGGAAAUCUAGUGAUGAGGAGAAAACGGGUUAUAGGAAAGAGGAUCAGGGGAAAUCCAGUGAUGAGGAGAAAGCGGGUUAUAGGAAAGAGGGCCAGGAGAAAUCCAGUGAUGAGAAAGUGGGUUAUAGGAAAGAGGGUCAGGGGAAAUCCAGUGAUGAGGAGAAAGCGGGUUAUAGGAAAGAGGAUCAGGGGAAAUCCAGUGAUGAGGAGAAAGCGGGUUAUAGGAAAAAGGAUCAGGGCAAAUCCAGUGAUGAGGAGAAAGCGGGUUAUAGGAAAGAGGGUCAGGGGAAAUCCAGUGAUGAGGAGAAAGCGGGUUAUAGGAAAGAGGAUCAGGGGAAAUCCAGUGAUGAGGAGAAAGCGGGUUAUAGGAAAGAGGAUCAGGGGAAAUCCAGUGAUGAGGAGAAAGCGGGUUAUAGGAAAGAGAGUCAGGGAAAUCCAGUGAUGAGGAGAAAGCGGGUUAUAGGAAAGAGGAUCAGGGGAAAUCCAGUAAUGAGGAGAAAGCGAGUUAUAGGAAAGAGGAUCAGGGGAAAUCCAGAAAUCCAGUGA
Molecule: messenger RNA, 1173 nt
Organism: Ostrea edulis (European flat oyster)
Lineage: Eukaryota; Metazoa; Mollusca; Bivalvia; Ostreida; Ostreidae
Exons: 2
Coding region: 1-1173 (390 amino acids)
Source: RefSeq, a predicted model, not a curated record